Molecule: messenger RNA, 1966 nt
Organism: Ceratotherium simum simum (southern white rhinoceros)
Lineage: Eukaryota; Metazoa; Chordata; Mammalia; Perissodactyla; Rhinocerotidae
Gene: SLC25A53
Product: solute carrier family 25 member 53
Cellular component (GO): mitochondrion
Molecular function (GO): NAD transmembrane transporter activity
Source: RefSeq, a predicted model, not a curated record
CUCAGCCUCCAGCCCCAGGCCAUUGCUAGCAAAAAGGGGGAGCCGGCUGGCGGGGGCUGCGGCACACAGGCGCGGGAGCCGGCGCGGUGUCAAGUGCAGCUGGGACGCACGGACCGGGCCGAUUUGCAUUUUACCCUUUCUUGCAUCUGCACCCAGUUGUAUUCAGCAUGGGGGAACAGGACCACUCUCCCGGGAAGGAGCUUCAGCACCGGACACGAGCAGAGGCUCCAGCAAAGAAAAGCUGGCAUUCCCAGGCCUACGCCCUCGGGGCUGUUUCCAACUUUAUGUCUACUUUUCUGACCUUUCCUAUUUAUAAGGUUGUGUUCCGGCAACAGAUCCAUGCUAUGGCAGUGUCAGAGGCUGUGCGACAGCUUUGGCAUGAAGGCCCUCAGUACUUCUACCGGGGAAUCUACCCACCUCUUCUCUCCAAGACAUUGCAAGGGACUUUACUGUUUGGGACUUAUGACAGCCUGCUGUGCUCUCUCUCCCCUGUUGGGCCACACUCCCUGGCACACCGCUGGGCUGCAGGGCUCAUGUCUGGUGUGGUGGAGGCUGUGGCACUCAGCCCCUUUGAAAGGGUGCAAAAUGUGCUCCAGGAUGGUCGCAAGCAAGCUCGCUUCCCCAGCACCUUCAGCAUUCUCAAGGAAUUCAACUCUUAUGGGCUUUGGGGGCGGCUGUCCCUGGGCUACUAUCGUGGUUUCUGGCCUGUCCUUCUCAGGAACAGCCUGGGGAGUGCUCUGUAUUUCUCCUUCAAGGACCCCAUCCAGGAUGGCUUGGCAGAGCAAGGCCUGCCCCACUGGGUUCCUGCCUUGGUGUCUGGGAGUGUCAAUGGAACAAUCACCUGCCUGGUUCUGUAUCCUCUGAUUGUGCUAGUUGCCAAUAUGCAGUCCCAAAUUGGCUGGCAGAGCAUGCCAAGCCUGUGGGCCUCUGCCCAGGACGUGUGGGACACUCGGGGCCGAAAGGUGUUCCUGAUCUACCGUGGAGGCUCCCUGGUCAUCCUAAGGUCCAGUGUGACAUGGGGCCUCACUACAGCUAUCCAUGACUUCCUACAGAGGAAGUCUCAUUUCAGGAAAGAGCUGAAAGACUGACUAGCUGCAGAAAGUGUGGCCAUGGCAACUUUGUUAUUCUAAGCUUUUCCAGGUUGGUCUAAGUAGCUUACUUCUUUGGCUUGGUUACCUAAUACAACCACUCUAUAGCAUCUUUGAACUGUCAGUGCCCUAGAGAAGUUCCCAACUACCAGCCUGUUGGGCACAGACAAAGCCCAACAGGAUUCCUUGGUCAGAAAAAGAAAGUCACCUCAGUCUAUCCACAGCUUCAACAGCCUCAGACUCAGGAGGACUUUGAAUAACUUGUAACCCAGAUGAAAUGCCAUUCCUUUAAGGAAUCCCUUGACAAUAAGAGGAAACUUUAAAAGAUGACUUUAAUUAGGCACUAUGAGUUCUGGGACCCCUCCAUUUGUCCUCCAGACCAAACUGAGCGGAAGACCAGGAACUCUAGUUUCAAAGAACUAAGCUUGACUCUUAUGAUGGGGAUUCCAUAGAACUUCUCAGAUGGCUACAUUUUCAUGACAUUGUUUACUACCCCCACCACCACUACUCUCACUUCUCAAGGUUGUAAGUCCUAGUUUCAAGGUGGCAGUUGUGGCUGGAAAUCCUAAAUUAGACUUGCCUCAAGGGAUCAAGUGUCACAGGAACUGGUGGGGCUGGAGGUGGGAGUGAGAAGAGAUGUGGUCCCUGGAUGGAUGGAAAGAAUAGACUUUGAGGAAAGAGAUUUAGUUAUAUGCAAAAUAGGAAAAUUUACUAUAGAUUGCUUGGUGUUAUCUGCUGGGACAUUUUUGAUAGCAAGGCAAUAACAUUUCCUAGAAACCACUUGAGUUUCCCUAAGAAAUCUGGAAGUGAAAUGACCAUAUCUCUUCACAAAUAACUGCAUAUUUUAUUGCUGUGAAUAAAUAUAGUUUCUGUGACAU